UUCUGGCAUUUUAACAAUUCCAUUUAACUCAAUCGCUGCCAAACUUUAAAAGGGCUCAAUCACACACGUUCAGGGAGAGGUCGAGGUUUAAAUUCUGAAGGAGAGAUCUUAAAAACAAACAAACAAACAAACAAACAAACAAAAAAAACAAGUUAUAGUUUUCCCUUUCCCUGCUGCACUCCCGCCUCCCGCAGCACAGUGUGUCCCUUUGCCAGCGCACGACGUUCCUGGCUACCAGAAUCGUGUGUAGUCAUUUGGAAGUGGACAUUACCGGCAGAAGAACGAUACAGACCACAGCGUGCUAAAGAAGUUAGAAAGCUUGUCUGAUUAGGUGAUGUAGGUGAUUUCCUUUUGGAAAACUAAAAACAAAUCACAACUGGGGCUUAACCUACCGACUGAGGGAGUAACACAUUUUGGAAACAGUGGAAUGGUUAUAUUUUCCACGGUGCUGGAGUAUUCAAAGGCAAUGCUGUAUACAUCUCUGAACAACAUCCUGGAGAAAUGAUUGGAGAUUCACAAUUGCACAAGCGCUGAAGCCGUACCAGUGCUAACAAGCCGUGGUAAAUUAUUAUCAACAGAAGGAGGAAUAAACCGAAAAGGGGUUACUAUUGUUUCUCAGCUUGUCUGGCUAACGUUGCUGUUGGAUUUAUCAUGAUUGUAAUGAAUAUUUUCGGACUCUUUCUCCUGUUAGAUGACAUUGUACAUUCCCUGGCCAGUUCAUCUGUCCUAUCUAGCACUGGGACCCAUGGAUGGAGAACUCCGGUGGACUGUGUCAAAGCAAACGAGCAGUGCGCUGUGGAUUCACUAUGUAGCUCCCGCUACCGGACCCUGCGCCAGUGCUUGGCUGGCCGAGACAGGAAUACCAUGCUUGCAAACAAAGAGUGCCAGGCUGCGUUGGAGGUGCUGCAGGAGAGCCCUCUGUACGACUGUCGCUGCAAACGAGGCAUGAAGAGGGAGCUGCAGUGCCUGCAGAUUUAUUGGAGCAUUCACCUUGGCUUAACUGAAGGAGAACAGUUUUAUGAAACUUCACCUUACGAACCUGCGAGUUUCCGCCUUACUGAUAUAUUCCGACUUGCUUCAAUCUCCUCAGGAAUGGACCCUACUGCCGCAAAAGGAAACCACUGUACAGAUACUGGGAAACCUUGUAACGCGUGCUUGGAUGCUGCAAAAGCCUGCAAUUUAAACAAUGAUUGUAAAAAGCUGCGAAGCACCUAUAUCUCCACCUGCAUGAAGACCGUCUCUCCGGCAGAACCCUGCAGCCGUCGAAAAUGCCACAAGGCCCUAAGGCAGUUUUUUGAUCGCGUGUCGACCGAGUACAGCUAUCGGCUGCUUUUCUGCUCGUGCCAGGAACACGCGUGUGCCGAGAGACGAAGGCAGACGAUCGUCCCCUUCUGCUCCUACGAGGAGAAAGUAAAACCCAACUGCCUGGACCUGAGAAACUUGUGCAGGACUGAUCAUCUAUGCAGGUCAAGACUGGCAGAUUUUCAUAUGAACUGUCAAACAUCAUUAUAUUCAGUUACCAGCUGUCCCAAUGACAACUACCAGGCAUGUCUGGCUUCCUAUUCUGGACUGAUUGGGUUUGAUUUGACCCCAAACUACGUUGACUCCAGCAGCACUAACAUUACCGUGUCCCCCUGGUGCUCUUGCAAAGGAAGUGGGAACAGGGAAGAAGAGUGUGAAAAAUUCUUGAGGGACUUCAGGGACAACAGCUGUCUCAGAAAUGCAAUUCAGGCUUUUGGAAACGGAACAGAUACAAAUCUAGCACCCAAAACCCCCUCCAGUUCUGUAACUCAGUCAAUUAAGACAACAGUCACCGAAGCCAUACCUAAGCCAUCUGUCAACCCCAUCGAUAUUAAACCAGGAGAUGAUGCCUGUGUCUUCCCAACGUGUGCCAACCUUCAGGGCUAUUCCAGUGGAUGGGUCACUUACUCCCUAAAAUAUGAAAGUGGACCAAAGUGUAACCUCGCCAAAGAUCAAACGUUCUGCCUACCUGAAGUUAGUCCCUCAAACCCAAAUACUCCUGCUGAACCGGAAAGCUUCCCGAAGACAGGAGAUAUGAACGACAGAUCAGUUGCCGUCAUCUUCUACGGCAAUGCAGUGUUUGUGCUGCUUUCCUGCUUGACGGUGAAAUUGGCUUUCUAAAAAGUUGAGAAGAAAAACAACAUCUAACAAAUAACCAACAAGAAACUACUUUCUCUCAUGUUUUCGUUUAGAAACUGAGAUUCCUUGAAGACAUAUCAAAGGCUGCAGACCACAUUGUUAGGAAGAGAAGUUUGGUUCUAGUUUAAGCUAGCACUAGAUUCCAAAGUCAAAUAGACUCCAAACUGUGCAAACCACUUGGGCUUUUCUCUUCCUAGAAGCUCAGUAGAUCGAUUGCUAACUUGGAUGGUAAAGCCGGAUGUUUUUUUUUGUUUCCUUCUCAAGUGCAAUGCUCGUGGAACACUGACUGAAAGACUUUGCUUCUUUGUGGCAUAUUGUUUCAUUUUCCUCAACCCCUUCCACCCAACUUAGUGGAGAGACUCAUCUGUGUGUAGCAGUUUCAGAAUUUCCCUAGGGUUAUUUUAUUUAACACUAAAGUCACCCAUCCUCCCUACCUCCUACCCCAACAGGCCCUGUGCUUGCUUUUUUUUU
Messenger RNA from Polyodon spathula (Mississippi paddlefish), 2631 nucleotides. Its product is annotated as GDNF family receptor alpha-2-like. The transcript has 10 exons. Gene Ontology annotation, biological process: nervous system development. Lineage: Eukaryota; Metazoa; Chordata; Actinopteri; Acipenseriformes; Polyodontidae. Bases 652 to 2142 code for a protein of 496 amino acids. Gene Ontology annotation, molecular function: signaling receptor activity. The record is from RefSeq and is a predicted model, not a curated record. Gene Ontology annotation, cellular component: signaling receptor complex; external side of plasma membrane.